Botrytis cinerea B05.10 is the source of this 2983-nucleotide messenger RNA. RefSeq lists its product as hypothetical. Gene Ontology annotation, cellular component: cytoplasm; nucleus. Gene Ontology annotation, molecular function: mRNA binding. The transcript has 4 exons. Gene Ontology annotation, biological process: regulation of gene expression. The record is from RefSeq and is a predicted model, not a curated record. The coding region runs from base 246 to 1904 and encodes 552 amino acids. Lineage: Eukaryota; Fungi; Ascomycota; Leotiomycetes; Helotiales; Sclerotiniaceae.
GAGCAAGCGCAUUCGAUUAUUCUAAACUUGCAUGACUUUAUUUGUUCCUUCAAACUCCCCAAAGGAUCAACAAUCUGCCCAUCAAUUAUCAUAACAUUUGUCAAGGACACAAACUACCAUUUCCUUUGAUCUGCUUGUCGUGCAUUUCAUUAACAUAGAAAAUUCCUUUUAACGACACAACCUGAUCUUCAAAAAGAUCUCUACAUUUUCCUCCUCAUUUCUGAACCUAAAAAUUCAAAGAAACAAUGGCCGAUCAACCCAGCAUCACAUCUAUCCUGGCUGCUUUGGCAGCGCAGCGUCCCAAUGCGACCCCUCCGCAGAAUCAGCAGCCUGCGUACCAGCCUCCUCAACAACAGCCAAAUCCCUAUGCACAAACCGGCGGCUACUCUCUACCCCAGCCUACAAACUCAGGCAGUGUUGAUCUCAGCGGUAUCAAGCCUGUAAACUCCGGAACUGUUAGUAUUCAAGAUGCCAUCGCAAAGGCAAAGGUGAUUGCUGCUGAAAAGGGCGUUGCCUACGACAGAGCUCCAUCUUAUGCUGGACAACCCCCCAUGCCCUCCGGCAGACCGUACAGCCCAAGAUCUAGAUCUAGGUCGCCACAGCCAACACGUCGCGAUGCCUUCCGCGAUAAUUUCAACCCAUAUCGCGAUGAACGACGAGGCCCACCAGGUAGAGAUUACCGCGAACGUUCAUUCUCUCCCGGAGUGCGAGGCAGAGGCCCAUCCGAUGCUUUCCCACCGCCACAUGGAGGUGCAGGUGGAUAUGCUCGUGAACGUUCCCCAAUACGCGGUGCAGAAGACAAUGUUGAAUCAAUCUCAAUCGAAUCGAAUCUUGUGGGAUUGAUCAUUGGUAGGCAGGGCGAGAAUCUAAGAAGAGUGGAAUCAGAAACUGGUUGCAGAGUACAAUUCAUUACUGGCCCUGAUGAAACAGGUCCUUUCAGAACCUGUAAAAUCACUGGCCCUCGUGCUCGCAGAGCGGAUGCCAAGGCUGAAAUUACUCGCAUUAUCGAUGACAGUGGUUUGGGCCCACUCUCAGACCGAGCUCCAAGAGAACAGAAUGCCACGCGAGAUUCAUCGCAUCAACCCGCAUUGAGAGAUGGCGAGGACAGUAUGCAAAUCAUGGUUCCGGAUAGAACAGUUGGCCUUAUUAUCGGCCGCGGUGGAGAGACUAUCAGAGAUCUUCAAGAGCGAAGCGGCUGCCAUGUCAAUAUUGUUGGAGAGCAGAAGAGCGUCAACGGACUUCGACCAGUCAACCUCAUCGGUACUCGAGAGGCUGCUGCCAUGGCCAAAGAUUUGAUCAUGGAGAUUGUUGAGAGCGAUAGUAAGAGCGCACCAAAGGAGCGUGCACCCGCCCCACGGGAGAACAAUCGUGACGCUGGCUAUGGUGGUGGUUAUGCUAGCGGUGGUGCUGGCGGCGGCGGUCAAGGUGAUAAGAUCAAUGAUUCAAUCUUCGUACCUUCCGAGGCUGUAGGCAUGAUUAUUGGCAAAGGCGGCGAGACGAUCAAAGACAUGCAGAACACGACCGGUUGCAAGAUCAAUGUAACCCAGUCUUCGGGACCAGGUGAGGUUGAACGUGAAAUUGGCCUUGUAGGCUCCCAGCAAGCUAUAGCAGCUGCCAAGCGAGCCAUUGAAGAUAAGGUUGAUGCUGUACAACAGAAAAACAAUGGCGGUGGUGGCGGUGCUCACCGCAGCAACCGGGGACAACAAAAUCAACAGAAUGACUAUGGAGACCGUGGCUAUUCCCAACAGUCGUACGCCCAGCCACAAGGACAACAGGCCCCCCCAAGUGGCGCUGACGACCCCUAUGCAGCUUAUGGUGGAUACGCCAACUAUGCACAGCUUUGGUAUCAAGCAUUGGCCGCGCAAGGCCAAGGUGAUACAACCAAGCCGCCAGGAACUUCGUAACUUUACGACAGUGAUUGCCAGCCGUAGGAUGAUUCGACAUUUGACUUGCAUGACAUACGCUGAGACCAUGACGUUCGAUUCAUUUUCAUCGAUAUAGUAUGCCUGCAUUGCACAUGAUGACGAUGACCGAGAACCUUCGUACUCUUUCAUUACUGGCCUGAAAUUGGUAUACUUUCUUCACUGAGUUGAUCACGCAGCCCAGGAUACUCUAACUUAUGGAUACACGAUAUAGUAUGCACUACCUGCUACGUUUACGAUUUUUGAUCAUGAUUUGUCAAACAAACUUCCGGAGAAGAAAACCCCAAAAAAAUGAUACCGACGAACCAGAUCUUAUCUAUUUGUAGAUGAUGACCAAACGCGUGCCAUCUACUUUGCUCUGUGCAAUGCAAUUGAUCUGACAAUCUGCUUCUGCUUGACAACCAUGAUUUGGGCUUUUGGUACUGGGUAUGAUCUGCUUGCAAUCCUGAUAUUCAUGCAUGAACGUCUUUUUCAAUGGUUCCUAUUUACAAUUGUCCUUGAUGCUCUGGCCAGCAUGAUCACUAUUGUCGAUGCAAUUGUCGACCUUGAACUUUUUGAUUCAGAUGUGAGGCUCACGCGAGCAAUUUGGUUUGGCUGGUGAGCAUGGUCUGAGUUGGUCUGGAAACUUUUCGAUUUAAUGCUGCAUGCAUGACUUGAUCGCAACAGAUGAUACUGAUAACUUGCUUGCUUUGCUGAGUACCUUUGAACUUUUGGCUUUUGCUAUUGCUUGCUUGCUUCGUGGAUGACUGCGCGACCAAUGGUCAAUCGGAUUAUUCAUUUACUUUCUUACUUGCGCUUGAUGGAUACCACUUAUCGGAUAGGCAUUAUUUGGGAUGGUGUGUGGGAUGGUGGGUAAUACAUACAAAAAGUCAUUAAUGGACAGGAGUGGUGGAUGGGAUUUAUCGAUUGGUAAUGUUUGUAAGAUAGCCAUAAUAAAAAAUCGUUUAUAACGUUUGAAGAGUUUCUAUAGAUAAAAUGCUAGGCUGGGUCCUGUGUAUGGGCCGGAAAAUGUAUCUCGACAACUUAUAAGUGUUGAUGAAUGUAUGUCUUCAUAAUGGGCA